Lampris incognitus (smalleye Pacific opah) is the source of this 1839-nucleotide messenger RNA. Its product is annotated as butyrophilin subfamily 1 member A1-like. NCBI's taxonomy places the organism in Eukaryota, Metazoa, Chordata, Actinopteri, Lampriformes, Lampridae. The transcript is spliced from 9 exons. Bases 152 to 1624 code for a protein of 490 amino acids. Gene Ontology annotation, molecular function: protein binding. The record is from RefSeq and is a predicted model, not a curated record.
GAAGAAACAGCCAUAGACGACCUUGCUACAGCUAGGUUCUCUCUCGGGAAAUGUCGGCUCGUCCUUUUUAUUUGAAUCAUCACAUCUCGAAACUCCCGUCCCCCAGACUACCGACCCUAGUUUCGUUCUGGUUGUUUUUAAGACGGAUAAAAUGUUGCCUUUGAUCCGGAACAUCUGCGUUAAGAUCAUAGUCUGGGUCAUCCUUGAUGCCAGUCCUAUUAACACAGAGUUCAACCUUAUCGUCCCGUCUCAUACUGUAAUUGGCUUGGCGGGCCAUGACGUCAUUCUGCCGUGCGUCCUCUCUUCUCACGCAAGUGCUGUUUCUAUGAGCGUCAGGUGGUUCAGGCAUGGCGAGUUUCUUGACUACCUUUAUCUGUAUGAAUCCAAAAAGAUUUCAGCGAGAAAAGGCAGCGAACACCGGGUGAGUUUGCUUACCCAGCAGCUGGAAAGAGGCAAUGUGUCUUUGCUGCUGAAGGACUUAAGGAUGGCCGAUGCGGGACGUUACCUCUGCCAUGUCUCUGAGCAGGAGGAGGCUCGGGAGGAGCCCAUUGAUCUCGAAAUCAUACAGCAUGGCAGUGUUCCCAGGAUCUCUCUGGUCAGGCACCACAAAUCAUCCGUUCAAUUUAGCUGCAGGUCCCAUUCCUGGUAUCCACAACCCCAUAUGAUUUGGAUAGACCACAGAGGACAGGAGUUGAUGUCAGCAACAAUCGAACGAACCAGCUCUUCAAAACCCGAGCUAUUGCACUCCGUUACCAGCACAGUGAAUGUAGAAGGCGGCCAGUGGGAGGAAAUCUUUUGCGUGGUGACAUCACAGGACAGGGAGUACAAGUUGGAGUCCACGAUACAAAUUGCUGAGGAGUACUACAAAGAAAGUGCUUUUGAGCGGGCCUACGUUUCUGUUUUUGCAAUCUCUAUUUUCCUUGGGUUGACUUCCAUAGCUGCAUCUUUGCUCCACGUGAGGAGAGCUAAAACGGAGAAGGAGGAGGACUUGGAAAAACAAAAAAGAGCUCAAACGGAGAAGGAGGAGGACUUGGAAAAACAAAAAAGAGACGAUGUAAUGCUUGAUGCUGAUACUGCACACGGCAGACUCAAGCUGUCGGAAGACAAAAAGUCCGUGUCAUUUGGAGAACUAGAUAGACAGAAAACCCAAACCGACAAGAGGUUUAUACAUAAGACUUGUGUCCUGGGAGAGGCUGGAUAUGACAGCGGUAGACAUUACUGGGAGUUUAACCUGAGCAAUAAGACCCAGUGGAGUAUUGGGAUCAUCCAGGAGCCAACAAAGGAGCAGAGAAAGGCAAAAAAUGAACAAACCUAUCCUGAGAACGGCUGCUGGAGCAUAUGUUUCGAUAAAGAACUGAAAACUGUUGAGAAAAAUCCCAAAAUUUUCCCCUCUGUGCUGAAACCUGAUAAACUUGGCGUGUUUCUGGACUAUGAUAAAAGGACAAUAGCAUUUUUCAAUGUAGAGAAAAAAUACUAUAUCCAUUGCGUCACAGCAAAUUUUAAGGGGAAAUUGUUUCCUUUAAUAGGCCCUUUGAAAGGAUGCGAGAAGAGUCUGAAAAUCUCAUCUGUAAAAAGAGGUCCACACAAAACAGAAAAUGACACAGUGUCUUCAACAGCUGAUUGAAAUAUUCCUGGCUAGUGGUAUUUAAUCAUGUUAUUUGAUAAAAUUACAUGUUUAAAAGGAAGAAAGACAAUUUUGUUUACAUGCGGGUGUGUUAAGAUUAAUGAACAGUCAGGAUUUUCCCAUCCAUGUAUGUGUUGUUUUUUUUUUUUUACUAAUAAUUCUUUACAUUAUAUGCAUGCUGUGCUUUUACUUAACUUGUAUUUGAGUUUCUUACG